GUGUCACCGUGUCGUGUCGCUCGGCUCCGUCUUUCCCACAACUGCUUGAACUCGAACAACGUUUGGAUGCCCCGUUCGGGCUCUCCUGUCUCCUAUUCCAGAACGCAAACCGGACUGUGUACCAUAUUUACACGUCCUAUUUUUUUUUUUUUUUUUUACGACAUCUUUCACACUUUUUUGACAAGUCCGAGCACUUGCGUUUGUGCACGCGCACAGGUAGACGCGAGGCUUGCCCGGAAAAAGAACCCGUAGUGCAGGUUGCAUUUUUUUGCUUGUUGUUGUCGUUGUUAUGUAGCAAAGUCAAGCACAAUGGAGGUGUUUACGGGUACAGUUUGAGGUUGCUUUUGAAUGCCCACGCUCCGAAAGUGAAGUCGAAACGACGGCGAAGCAACAUGAAGAGCGUGAAGAAGAAGCUGUACGUGCUCAUGGACGUGCUGUGCGUACUCGUCGCGGCAUUGCCUUUCAUUAUCAUGACCAUCGUCUUCAAACCUUACCAGAGGGGCGUGUACUGCGAUGACGAGAGCAUCAAGUACCCGCUCAAAGACGACACGAUCAGCCACAGCAUGCUGGCCGCCGUCACCAUCUCCUGCACUGUCGUCAUUAUCUCAUCCGGGGAAGCCUAUCUGGUGUACAGCAAGAAAAUUUACUCCAAUUCUGACUUCAACCAGUACGUGGCCGCCCUCUACAAGGUGGUGGGCACCUUCCUGUUCGGCGCCGCGGUCAGCCAGUCGCUCACGGACCUGGCCAAGUUCACCAUCGGCCGGCCUCGGCCCAACUUCAUGACCGUUUGUGCGCCCAAGCAGUGCACGGGCUACGUGCAAGCGAUCAACUGCACGGGCAAUCCACAGGACGUCACAGAGUCCAGGUUGUCCUUCUACUCUGGUCACUCAUCUUUUGGCAUGUACUGCAUGCUCUUCUUAGCGCUGUACGUUCAGGCCCGGCUGGUGGCCAAGUGGGCUCGGCUCCUGCGGCCCACCAUCCAGUUCUUCUUGGUGGCCUUCGCCGUCUAUGUGGGCUACACGCGGGUCUCCGAUUACAAGCACCACUGGAGCGACGUCCUGGUGGGGCUGCUGCAGGGGGCGCUCAUCGCCGUGUUGAACGUCCGCUUCGUGUCCGACUUCUUCAAGAAGCGGCCCCCCCGCCGCCCCAAGCCCGAGCGCGCCGACAGCGAGGAGCCAGAGAGGAAGCCCAGCCUUCAGUUCGUCGACUCGGAGCACGGCAACCAUUACAACUGUCACCCGGUGUGAGGGGACGCCAGCAAGACGGUAGACCCCCAAUUGGGUGCUUUAGUCAGGCAUGUGUUGUGCCCCCACCCCCCAAGCUCCCACCCCUUGCCCCCAUCACCCAUCUGCUUUUCACUACCACUAGACUGACCGAGGGGGUUCCUCUUCUCCAAAAAUACCUCCUUGUCCUCCUGGAGGCAGCAUAUGAACACGCCGCUUGUUCAUGUUGAAGGCGAAGACUCUCGAGAUGACGCGGGAGCGCCACACCAGCCGUUCAAGCACUUACGACGAGGACUGCGAGCUCGUUGCUUCAGUCGUUCUCAUUUCUGCUUUUUUUUUGUACUGACGUCACUUUGUUGAUCCUCCGUGCGGAUUCUAUUCGACGCGCUGCCACACGCGUGUUCCUCGUCAGACGCUUCAUUAGCUACGCACAAUCCAAAAUGAGACACGUUCUGCCUUUACAAAGACAAUAAUGCAAAUCUUGUAUUAUGAUUUAAAAAAAAAAAAGAAAAAAACAUGACAAAUCUUAAAAGGACUUUUAAGUGCAGCCCGUGGUGCAAAGUCAGAAUAGGAGUUAAUGCUCCCUCUUUCGUGUUCCACUAAGGAGGUGAGUGACAUUUUACAAGAGUCACAAAAGUGAAUUGAAAAUUAUGAAAAUUGUUGAACAAUUACAAAAACGAUUGAAAAAUUGCAAAAGAUUUUUACAAGAACAAAGUUGUCGUUUUCCAUGAAAAAUGAUGUGAGGUUGUGGAAAUUAAAGUCACAAAAUUACAACAACAAAAAAACUCCUGACAUUUCAGAAAAUGGUAUAUUAUAGGGAAAAGGUUUUAAUGUGUUUUAUAUUUCAACUUUUCUCUUCCAAAAAAAAAAAUUCAUGGGAAUACAUUUUUUUAAAAAAAGGUUUUAAUUUCAUUUAUUUUACUACCCAUACUUUUUAAAAAAUCUACAUUGAAAUCUGUUUGAAAGGUUUUAAUACUAGUCAAUAAAAAGCUUGUAAUUUGACAAAUACAGUAUAUUUGUAGUCAUGUGAUAAAGAAACUUGAACAAUUUAAUGACCAUGUAAAUUUCCUAAAGAGAAAGGGAGUUAUUUUUCAAAAUUACAAGAUUUUUUUUAAUUAUUAUUACCAGAAUUCCCAGGAAUUUCUCAAGAAAACAUAUACACGUUUGCCCAUUUUACAAGAAUAUAAUUUUCAUAUUUCAUUAGUUCAAUUUUAUGAACCAAUAACGUAUACAAUAUAUGCGAGUCAGUCAACCUAAAAAAAAUCCCAUUGCAAGUUUAGUAAGAAAAAAAAUAUUAAAAUAAAAUAUUUAAAAAAAAAAAAAAAAGGAGCGCCUCUGCUGUUUUCCCUCCAAGUGGUGAACUCCAAUUUCAACAAUCAAUUCCACAUCAUCCUUGAUGCUCAAUUUAAUCUGAUAUGAGCCAUUUCUUCUUAUGUAGCCGCUUUGAUUGCAUUAUUACAAUUUUAAUGGCAGAUUUGUCCAUAAAGCUCUAUCAGUAGUUUGCGUGUGCGUGCGUGCUCACUCGUACGUCCAGUAAGCGAUUUGAUUCGUUUAUUGAAUGACCAUCUUUUUUCUUUUUUUUUUUAAAUUCAGUUUUGCUGUCGACGUCAGGUGAGUGAGAAUGGACUGCAAUGUGGAUUUGUAAAGCUCUGUUCGUACACCACUACCAUGUUGCCCCAUUUUUUUUAAAUCAUCCUUUUAUAUUCAAAUGUCAACAAAGAAGGAAGGAAACACUUUUUUUUUUUUAAAGGAAAAAAAAUCUAUUUAUUGUAAAUGUUUUUAUAGUGCAAUCACUCGGCUUGCCACUUUUGAGUUGCACAUGCUCUUUCUGGAGAUUGCUGCGAAGAAUGUGUCGCUUUAUAUACUUUUGAAUACACUCUUAUAUUUUUGUUCCUGUUGAUGUUCAAUAAUAGUGUGUACACAGCUAGUUCAGGUUUGGGUGGUUUUUUUGGGGGGUUUUUUUUUGCUCAAGGGGGACCCUUUUGAUUUUGAAAAUGGGGAGAUAAAAAUAGUCAUUUAUAGAAUAAUUAAAAUAGUAAAAUGUGUACAAUAUAUACCCUACUGUUGAAAAGUUUGGGGUCAUUUGGAUAUUUUAUUCUAAUUUUUUUUUAUAGACAAGCACUACUCUACGUACAUUGGCGCCUUGACUUGUGGGUUUAAAUCUUUCCAUGACCACUUUCAUAGCUCAAGUCACUUCUAUCUCAAAUUAUCUUCCCCGAUUAAAAUGAAAGUCAGUUAUUCAUUCCAGCAUUCACAAACACUAUUUUUGUUUUUAAUAAUAUAAAUGGCACUCUGCAAUUUAUUUUUACUUCUUAAAAACAUUUAACCCAAUUAGAUCAUCUAACACAAUGUAAAGAAUUAAACAGUUUGUGCAUCAUGGUAUUUCAAAAUAAUUUUGAGCGUGCUGCUCAUUCUGAUAUGUGGACCUUGGCCAUCUGGGGGCAGCGUUAUACAUACAUAUACUACAUGUAGAUUUUAGGAUUAAACAGAAGAAGACAAGAUGAGGUGGGGAGAGUUGACAAAUAUGGUACUCAUGGAAGAGUGCUGUUAUUUAGAAUAAUGUGACUCAAAUUUUAAAAAGUAUGUAAUAUAGUAACUAGUUAGGAACUUCUAAUAUUUAAAAAAGGAAAAUCUGAGAAUGAAUGUCAAAUAAAAUGGAAAAAAAUGAUGUGGGCCCUAUAGAAAUAUUUUUUGCAUUAUUCACUUAAAUGACUGAAUGAAAAAGCUGUUGAUAGUUGAUAAAUAGUGCGCGCGUGUAUGUGCGUGCGCAUAUCACUGCCUUAUGCGGAAGCUGACGAUCAAUUCUAAAAAUAGAUCACAAUAAUAGAUUAUAAACCAUACAAACUAUGGUUCAGUCAAACUACUCAUAGAAGUACAAUUUAUCCAAAUUUUACUACCCACCUCUGGAAAUAAGAUGCAAUAAAUGUAUUUAUAGGGAAAGAAUGUAUGCCCAUCUGUUUGUCUGCAUGUGUUGCCAUCACUUGUGUUCAAAUAGAGGUCAUAUAAAGGGUUAUGAUAAUUUCAAUGUUCAUAUUAGUUUCAUCACCCUCUGUAGUGCUUUUGUGUCAUGUGUUAGCAUUAAGCUAGAUGCCUUUUGGAAGAAUUUGCGUGCUUUGGUUCAGUACAUAAUGUGUCAUUUUCUUUGGUUUUCUUUUUAAAUUGAAUGUCAGUUUGGAGUGGCAAGCCCCAGGGCUCCUUGUCGAGCUACUGUAGUUAGUUCUCCAUAGCUAGCACCCAUAACUCAUGUAUGCUCGAAACUAGACAAAAUAUCGGCAGCACAACGGCUCGUAUCUGGCAAAAUUAACUCAACUCGUAAGUAUUGGUACCACUGUAUAGAUGAAGGUAUGUACUUGGGUUAAAAGGUUUGAUUCUCAUGUUUUAAUUUUUGAGUGAACCCCCGUCAUUUCUGAUGGAUAGCGAAUGAACACUGCUGCUUGUAAAGAAAAUCCGUAAUUGACGCACCCCAAACGGUUUGUAAUUGCCUGUAGUGGCCACAAGAUGGUGGCAAAGCACUUUUCCCCCCCUUUUCGACAAGGCUAUUUGGUGUGGCUAGCUCGAUGAAACUCCUCGCUUCAGUUCAACAAUGUUAGAGAUGGAUUUAGCACAAAAAGAUGUAUAGGAGUUUCUCAGCAAAUAAGGGGAUGAUGGGUAUCGAUUAAAAGUAAGUCCUCUAAUUGGUGAAUUUGCACAUGCUGAAAUAUGAAUAUGCGGGAUAUUCACUGUACAUGUAUAGAUCCUGUACAUGUAUACUUCAAAAGUUUGGGGUCACUUAGAAAUUCCCAUUUUUUUUUUUUAAGGCAAUUGAACCAAUGUUAGUGAAAAAUAUAACAAAUACCAGGUAUCAAAAGACACUCAAUAAUGUAAAUGGUCAGUGGCCCAGAUUAAAGACCGCCACGCCCCUGUGUGGCCCCUGCGCCA
Messenger RNA from Syngnathoides biaculeatus (alligator pipefish), 5141 nucleotides. RefSeq names its product phospholipid phosphatase 2b (gene plpp2b). Gene Ontology annotation, molecular function: phosphatidate phosphatase activity. Gene Ontology annotation, biological process: phospholipid metabolic process; phospholipid dephosphorylation; signal transduction. The transcript is spliced from 6 exons. The record is from RefSeq and is a predicted model, not a curated record. Lineage: Eukaryota; Metazoa; Chordata; Actinopteri; Syngnathiformes; Syngnathidae. The coding region runs from base 393 to 1247 and encodes 284 amino acids.